This is a messenger RNA of Sphaeramia orbicularis (orbiculate cardinalfish), 582 nucleotides long. It is a transcript of the gene snrpe, whose product is annotated as small nuclear ribonucleoprotein polypeptide E. Gene Ontology annotation, biological process: mRNA splicing, via spliceosome. The transcript has 5 exons. Bases 127 to 405 code for a protein of 92 amino acids. Gene Ontology annotation, cellular component: spliceosomal complex. The record is from RefSeq and is a predicted model, not a curated record. Lineage: Eukaryota; Metazoa; Chordata; Actinopteri; Kurtiformes; Apogonidae. Gene Ontology annotation, molecular function: RNA binding.
GACUGCACGCGGAAGGAAACCCGCCAUUGGAGGCAAAUCACAACGUGAUAGCGUCGUAUAAGUGCACUGUAUUAAACGUGCAAUUUUUAGUCAUUUUAUACCUAUUGCUGGUAUUUUGUCGGAGUGAUGGCGUACAGAGGACAAGGACAGAAGGUCCAGAAGGUUAUGGUGCAGCCCAUUAACCUUAUUUUCAGGUAUCUGCAAAAUCGCUCACGGAUCCAGGUCUGGUUGUAUGAACAGGUGAACAUGCGGAUAGAGGGCUGCAUCAUUGGUUUUGAUGAAUACAUGAACCUGGUUCUGGAUGAUGCUGAGGAAGUCCACAUGAAGACUAAAAACAGAAAACCACUGGGGAGAAUCAUGUUGAAAGGAGACAACAUCACCUUGCUGCAGAGUGUGUCGAACUAGGACAUGGGCGGCAAUUUCUACAACUCUUAUCUUCCCUAGAAAGAAUAGUUUUUCUUCCUUUCAUUUUUAUUUCUCCAGAUGGUGUUGGAUAUGAUUGUUUAUAUAACAUGAGUAUGUAAUUGUUUUUUUUGGCCACGUUCUUAUGUUUUGAGAAUAAAAUUGUUUUCUUACAAUUGU